CCUUUAUUUAUUCUUGUACAUCUCUGGUCCGCUAUCGUGUUUAGUAUACGGAGGUAAUAAUCAGUGAUAUGAUGCAGGCUUUUAAUUAUAAGUUAUGAAAAUCUACGACUAAAUUAAGUGUGUCUUAAUGAAAAAUUCGGGCGAGACACAGCUCUCUGCGUUAUUCAAGUAAGCUUAGUAAUAUCGUUGCACUGCGCAUGUUCGGAAGUCACUUGCUUCUGAUUGAAGUUCCACCUUUGAUGGGAAAUUGCUAAGGGCCGAAAAAUGAAGUGACAGAGAACAACAGUGUAAAUGCAUUCUCUUAGAGGAUAAUCAGCAUAAAACAAAGUUACCAUGCAGGCAGAUAUUUUACGCCGAAACCCUUUGGAUGACUUUGAGUUAAUCCAGAGGGUUGGCAGUGGAACGUACGGCGAUGUUUACAAGGCAAGAGAUCUGAACACAGGUGAAUUUGCAGCUUUCAAAGUCAUCAAGCUUGAACCAGGAGAUGAUUUUGCUAUUAUUCAGCAAGAAAUACUUAUGAUGAAAGACUGCAAACAUCCAAAUAUUGUUGCUUAUUAUGAAAGCUAUUUGAGAAGAGACAAACUGUGGAUUGCUAUGGAAUAUUGUGGUGGUGGUUCAAUGCAGGACAUCUACCAUGUGACUGGCCCUUUGGCAGAGAUUCAGAUAGCCUUUGUGUGUCGUGAAACAUUGAAAGGACUGCAUUACCUACAUCGGAGAGGCAAGAUGCACAGAGAUAUUAAGGGUGCCAACAUCCUGCUUACAGAUAAUGGAGAUGUAAAACUUGCUGACUUUGGAGUUUCUGCUCAGAUAACAGCAACCAUGUGCAAAAGAAAGUCUUUCAUUGGAACACCUUACUGGAUGGCACCAGAGGUGGCAGCAGUGGAGCGAAAGGGAGGUUACAACCAGCAGUGUGACAUUUGGGCUGUAGGCAUCACUGCCAUCGAGUUCGCAGAGUUGCAGCCUCCAAUGUUUGAUCUUCAUCCCAUGAGAGCACUCUUUCUGAUGUCAAAAAGUGGUUUCAAGCCACCUCAGUUAAAAGACAAAACUAAAUGGUCUCAAACCUUCCAACACUUUGUCAAAGUAGCGCUUACAAAAAAUCCAAAGAAAAGGCCACCAGCCGAUAAACUUCUUGAGCAUCCAUUCCUUCAAGGAGACUUAAAUCGUCGUUUGACCAAAGAGUUAUUGGAAAAAUCCCAGAACCCCUCCCAUACCUAUGAACCUGCUGAGACAGAUGAUGAAGGGCUGUUACAAGAUGUGCCAAGGAGGAUACCUUCAGACAAAUCAACACGACCAAAUCAAGCUGCGAAUAGUAUUGAAAUUAAAGUCAACAGGAACCUGGGGUCACCUGAGGAUGAGCGCUACGAUACCGCAAAACCGUGGAUGGACGAUGACUUAUCCAGGAACAUGGAGCUGUUUCAAACAGCCAGGAGUUUACUAGAGUGUGUAGAUGAAGAGUUAAUGCACAGGGGUCACAGAGGUAGCAUAGGGUUAUUAGAUGGAGGAACUCCUUUGGAUAAGGCAACAACAGUUCAAGUAAACCCACCACCAACACCUCCUAAGUCGCAUGUAGGUAGAGCACAUCAAAGAGAGACACCACCAGUCAUCCGACGGCAGAUGGAUGCAGAGACAGCUUCGAGAAUAGCUGAGUCUAUGCUGGAAGAUGAUGAUGGGCCAGAUUUGGACAGCCUUAUUGAUCGCAUGCUGACUUUGACUCCAAGCGCUCGGCCUUCAGACAUGAUGCUGGAAGCGGCUCUGGUGGGGGAAGGGGAAUCUACAGAGAAGACAGUGACAGAAAGUGUAGACUCUAUACAAAAAACGCAAGAUAGUGAGGAUACUCCUCCGGAGCUGCCUCCCAAGCUGCGGCAGGCCAACGGAGACCUGUUGCAUUCCGCUGAGAAUGGUAGCAUUCCCACAGAUGUUGCUACAUCCCCACCUCCAGUAGUGCCUCCACGAAGGAAACACAAGCAGGAGAAAGAUAAUGAGAGUUUCUUGUCUCGACCACUGAGCAAUGGUCUUCCACCUACGCCUAAAGUCCAUAUGGGUGCCUGUUUCUCAAAAGUGUUUAAUGGCUGUCCCUUACACAUUAACUCUACUGCCAGCUGGGUGCAUCCAGACUCCAGAGAUCAAUACAUUUUGAUUGGUGCUAAUGAAGGCCUAUACACCCUGAACCUGAAUGAGAUCCAUGAAGCAUCACUAGAGCUUCUUCAUGCUAGAAGAUGUACCUGGCUGUAUGUGAUAAAAGAUGUACUUAUGUCUUUGUCAGGUAAGACCUUGCAGUUGUACAGACAUGACUUGAUAAUGCUGCACAGUAGACAGACCAGCCGUCUCUCCUUACAGCUCAACAAAAUUCCAGAAAAACUAGUUCCACGGCGCCUUCAACCCACUAGCAAGGUUGCAGAUAGUAGAGGGUGCACUCGAUGUUGUGUGGGACGCAAUCCUUACAAUGGGUACCGCUACCUAUGUGGCGCCAUGCCUACAGGCAUUGUGCUGAUGCAAUGGUAUGAGCCAUUAAACAAAUUCAUGCUGCUCAAGACUUUUGAAAUAGACCCUUUUCCGGUACAUACAAAUGUCUUUGAGAUGUUCAUCAGCCCUGAGCUGGAGUACCCUAUGGUCUGCCUUGGUGUCAGGAAAGGACCAGACAGAUUUCAUGUGAAGUUUGAUAUCAUCAAUCUUAACUCUGGUUCAGUCUGGUUCACAGAGGACCAUUUUACAGGGGAUGUGCUUCCAGUGAUCAAUGUGACACAGUUAGAAAAAGACACUGUUCUCAUCUGUUAUGACCGCUAUGUGAAGGUAGUGAACAUGGCAGGCACUAAGUCAAGCAAGCGUCAACAGGCAGAGCUGCAUUUUGACUGCAUUGUUGAAUCACUUGUCACUCUACCGGACAGCAUACUGGCUUUUCACAAACAUGGUAUGCAGGGCCGCAGCUUCAAAGGCAAUGAGGUUACACAGGAGAUCUGUGACAGGUCAAGGAUAUUUCGCUUGCUUGGCUCUGACAGAGUGAUAUGUCUGGAGAGUCGUCCCACCCAGGAUCCUAAGGCCCCCUCCAACCUGUAUGUAUUGGCUGGCCAUGAGAACACAUACUGACACAUGGACACUGCAAGUCUUUCUGCCUUUGGUUGCACCUCACCUGCUGCACAAGGAUGGAGACUCAGCACAUCUUGCUAAUCAGCCAGUGAUGUCACCUCAGCCACAGUGUCCUCUUAUUUCUCAUGAAUUUGUUUCUUCGAUCAUUUCUGAAACACCAGUUCUGUCUGACUGCCAAAAUGUGUCCAGACUGAUGCUUAAUUCAGCAGAUGUUGUGAUGCAGGAUGUAGGCGAGGUUUCCUAGAGUUUUGCAUCUUUUCUGUUGCACACUUCUACUUUUGAGUUGUAAGCCUUGAAAGAACGUUCUGUGAAUUUUGCAUUGUGUUAGCACACCUUGAUCUGUGCCAGUUCUGCAAUGGAACCUUUGUUUAGAGAUGAGGUGGAGGGCUUCUAAUUUAAAAAGUUCUUUGCUUCCUUGAGCUUUGUAGGUUAGCCUGUGCCACGCUGUGCCUGGGUGAACAAGACACAAACAUUUCAAAUCAUUGCUGAUGUCUUGAUUUCUCUGGCCAUGAUAAAGUCUGCUGCAUGCAUACAAAUUAGAACAUCCUUAGCAUCAUGAGAAAAAAAGAUUUGAAGAGCAGAGGUGACUUUGUUUCUAGCUGCACAUCAAAAGACUUACAGCAUGAAUGUGCUGCACCUGGAACUGACUGGAGUGAAAAAGAAUCAGUUUUAUAUAUAUAUCACUUCCUGACUGUGCUGUGAUCACAAGUUGUCCUGAGUACAUCUAUGAUCAGCAAUUAUGAUCAUUUCGUGUACUUACUUAAAAAAGAAUACAAAGGUUUCUACAUUUGCUUUUCCAAAAGACAUCUGCCUUACCAAAGUCUUGAGCUUACCCAGCAAUAGAACAUAUUCAGCAAGCAAAGAAGCUCGGGCAGAAUCUCCAUCAGCUGACUUGGUGGGAAGGUAAACUGCAUUUUGGUGAUACAGGCUGAAACACCAAAAUAUUGUGUACAUCUCCCUUGCCCAAAAUUGAACUGCAUUCUUGUGAUCUGAUUGUAUUACCAGAUGAUUCAUCAUUCAGCUUUACUCUUUGUGAUGUCAUUUUUUUAUUUGGACGAUCAAGCAGUGGCCUGAUGCAAUCAGGCUGUGAACUCAUCAACACUUUGCGUGCCGCUAUAAGGGGACUUUUCUUGGCAAGUGGAGAUUGUUGGAGUAGGCAUUGUUUUUGCAGGUGAUGUCGUCUUGAGCUGUGUUAUCCAGUUGAUGACAUCGUCUGGCAGAGAAGCUUGCACAGAAAGAUGGUGUUGCUGGAGGUUGCUCUAUCCUUCUCCGGAUGCUCAUAUGUUACUGCUACAUGUUUGAAAGGGAAGACCUACAUGCUAAGCAGCAAGAACCAUUGCUUUUUGUUGGUUUUUUUUUUUCAAGUGAAAAAUUGUGUCGGGGGUUUUCUUGCAGUGGAAGAUGCAGUUUUCAUGUGCAUGCUACCGGCUUGAGUUCAUAGAGCGAGACAUACUUCCUAUAGCUUCCUGUAUGCCAAGCAAGAUAUCUGUGAAGUGGGCUUUGUUCUUCAUGCCGAUUUCCAUGUCACCACAAUAUAGAAUGUAAUUAUGAAUUGCUUGUUGCAAGGUUUUGUUCAUACUUUGUUCCUUUUGCCAUCACCACCACUUAAACUAAUCACUGCUGUUUAAUUAUGUGUACAGUAACCUUUUUCUUUUUGUAUCAUACCAUUUAUAUAAGGAUGAUGUCGCGCACCACUUUUUCGUUUUUGAUGCUGAAUGUUGCUCUUUGGUUAAGAUGCAGACCCAUGAUUCAUGCAAAUAAGAAAUUAAAACAUAAUGAUGUUACAUGUUUUUCUGCUUUGUGCAGGUUUGUUAAUGCAACUUGUUUUGUUGUACAUAUAACUUCUUUGCACUGUUGUUGUCACAAGUGCUUUCAGAAAUUUACCAGCCAUGUUUCCAAAGUGUAAAUUAGACGGAAGGUUCAAGUUUUGAGCAUAUGCCAGAAAUUAUCAUGGCUUUUGGUGUCAAGGGGCUGCAUUCACAAUGAGAUCAGGGGUGCUUAAGUACUUUCUGUAAUCUUUUUGCCCAGGAAGGAAGAAAAAAAUGAGAAGACAAUGCCCAAAGGAAGGAUUAUUAAGUUGUGCACUUAUGACUGCACGUGUGUUGCUGUCUGCAGACAGGAGAGACACAUGAGGAGAGUUAAAUUGACACUGCAAUAGACAGUAUAGAUGUGUAUAUUUGAAAGGCCAGUGUGUCAUAUAAUUCUUGUACUGCUGACUGGAAAGAAAAUUUUCAAACGCUUUUACUGUCAUGCUGUGAAAAAGAGAAGACAUUCAUGAUAAGGAGGUUCAGAUUCAUCAUUCGGAGACAUGAACGGGAAGGGUAGUGCUGAUUGUUUUGAAUCAAUACUUGCUCAAUCGCUGCGGUAAGAGUCUUGUGCGAGGGUUUAUUAGACGAGAUCAGCAAAAUGUGCUUUGACAGAGGAAGACUGCAGCAGUGGAUUCUGGGAAGUACAGUGCACGCUGUUCAUGUCCACAUCGAUUACAAGCACGCGCUGCCUAUAAGCAUGCUGCACCAAUGGUUUUUUUUUUUAAAAAAAAAAAAAAUUCAAUCUACUAUUCCAAGCGUCGGAUGUUUUGUUUGUAAACACAUAAAAUUGUGGUAGGGGGGGAGAGAAAGGAAGUGUAAUCAGAAGUUGAACAAAUUAUCAUGCUGUCCCUUUUGUCAAACGUCUGCUGUUUUCUGUCGUGCGGUCGUUGUCGUUGGUGUUGUUGGGUCUGACGGAAUUGAGACCACCGGCUCGAGCGUUAGGGGUCUAACCCUCUAGUUUCAGGGUUUUCUAAAAUUCACAGAGUAGAUUCUUCCUCUUCCGGGAUUUUUGAAAUUGGAAGAGUAGAUUUCUUUUGAUUGUUUCUGGUGCUUACAGGAUACGAUACGUACUGCAGUGACGUGCAGGCAUGCCGGCGGUUGGCAUUAGUUACGUAAUCGUGCGGCGUCACAAGUGACGCGGUGACGUUUGUGUAACGCGUUACAAACACGUGGAAUGUACUGUAAAGAAGGGUGGGUGUAAAAAUGUCCGCGUCAGGCAAAAGCUUUCGUGUAGAGCCCCCUCUCUCACCCUUUCCCUCACUAACACCCUCGCCUACCCUCCCCCUCCCCCGCUCUCUCUUUAGUAUCAUUGCAGUUUCGCUUAAUGAUAAUGGAUCAAGAAAGGUAAACAGGCUAAGUGUCAGUGUCCAGGUUAUGAGGUCCGUUGGUUCCGGAAGCUGGCGCAGCAUUUUAGUAAUAGUUAAAUGGGUUGAGAGGGGUGGGGAGACGUGUCUUUUUUUUUUUUUUUAACGAUCAGUAUUGGGGACGGAGGGAGUAGAAUGGCUUGAACACCUGUAACCAUUAAAGACACUCGGCAAACGGUCCUCAAGACAAAGGAGGGCGGGAAGACUCACGGGUCUAAAAUACGACGCGCAUGGCGUCAACCUCACACCCAGACCUUGAGCUGUUUCGCCUCUGUUCCCAGGUGUGCGGUGGUGGUACUGGUCCACUCCCCUCCUCUUUGUCCAGAUAAACUAUGCUGGGUGCAAGAUGCUGCUUACACCUGACAGAAGAAAGGAGUCCUUGGCUGCUAACCUCGCCCACGAUUACUGGGAGCUUGCCAGUGGCUGUGAGCUUUUUCCUGCAAUGACCGCUUCCGUCGUCGUCUUGUUUUGUGGAGAGGGAGGGAGAAGGAGGCGCCACACCUCAUCGCUGCCUUACAUGACCAUAUUCUUUCUUGCUGUCACUGUCAUCACCCAGUGCUUUGUCCGUGCGCUCCGACUGACUUGUACUCAGGUGAUCUUUAAAACCAAAACCCAGUCCGUGUUUGUCCUUUUUCGUUCAGAAGCUUUUUGUCUCGAAUGGUUUUGUUGUUUGGUUGGUUGGAAUUUUGCUGAAGGGUUCGAGCUGUGCUUGAGACAAUCAUUGUGAUGUCACGACUAUGCGAUUUAAACCAAACAGGGGUGGUGGGUCUGAUUGUGUAAUUAACUUUGUAUUCAAAGAAAUGUGUAAAUUCUUGUUGAUUUCAAGAACGUAUGUUAUAUUUACAAUUGUACAAUAUUUUUCAGGUUAUUUAAUGGUUUACUUAAUGUAGAUAGUGUUGUGACUUGAGAAGGGAAGUCUCCAGAAAGGCAGUCACUACAAAGAUGACAGCGAGGGACAUGUUGGAUGCUAAACACUUCAUGGUCAAUGAGUGCUGGGUGUGUUUUGAUUUGCAAAGCUUGUGGUCACUUCUUCUUGCUUCACCGACUGAUUGUCUAUACUUUCUCUUUGCUAGAGCUCGUUGAAGAUUGCUGUUGUUAGUUUGGGGGUUGGUUUCUUUUCUGCGCCCUUUCUCCGUCAACUCACGCUCCACUCAGCUGUUCGCGCCCUCCUGUGCCAAACUGAGACUUCCUGGUGUCGUAGUCACGUGACACAAGCCUUUGAUUUGCAGCCAAAGUCAGACCAGGGGGUGGUGGGGGUAGGUAUUCGGUCUCAGAUGCUUGACUGUUCUUUGCCGACCCCUCCCGCCUGGCCCCUUCCUUAAUGCUUCAGAUGACUGUUGUUGGUGUCCCGUGACAAUGUCCGAUAUUUUUGUUAUGUUCGACGAGCCGUGAGUUGAAUAUCAUGUGUUGACAACAGGUGACGGUCUGCAAGAUUGUUUUUGGCAGCAGCACAAAUGCUUUUUUGUAUUAUUUAAAGUGACGAGAACCUUGGAGUGGCAAGACCUGGCGCACACAGUAGUGUAGUAAUGUCGUGGAGCGUGUCGAUACUCGUUUUGUCACCAGAAAAGGCUGUCGCCCUUUUAAAGAGCAAAUAUUUUGACUCGCCCAACGUCCUGUAUGUGAAGCCUUUGUAUGUAUUUUAACGGCGCACGUUCUUUGAACGAUUUAUGAUCUUUCUGGACGCACACGCCAAAUCUUGUAGCUUGUCGACAUUACUUUCUCGAUUCUUCUCGACAUGGUAAGCCCUAGGUUCGUGUUUGACACACAGUUAAUGAAGGAAUAUCUGGGUGUCUUUUUUUACAAGUGGUACAGUGAUCGACGAGUAUUUUUGGGAAAGGUGAUGUAGACUGACUGACCAAUCGUAUUCAAGCUCGCUGUGGACAUUUUCAUGAGGAACCUGAACUCUUAUCACGGCGCCAAGUCUCUCCCCUUCCACCUGAUCCCUCAAUGUUCAGCUCAACUGCCAUCACCUCAGAACUUUCAGUCGCAUCGCUGCUUGAUACUCUGUGUCGAUGCUUACAUGAAAAUCCUCACCCUGCAGGGCAGGAAGGCCAGAAAGUUGGCGAAAACGGCAACUCUAGUCUCAUCACAUGACCCGCCCAGAAACUGCUUGUUAGGUCUAAGUUCAGCUUAAGUGUUUGUACACCUUAGAGGGCGUAAUGCGUACACACCUGGCGCACUGUUGCUCAAUUAACUCCGACAUAAAGCUGUUCAUUCUUUCGGUUUUUCACUCCCGAGGGGGAUAGAGUUGGCAAUGGAUCCACGUUUUACAUUCCCAUUCCUCUGCUCCCAGACACCGCCAGUAGGCUAUCCGGACCCUGCCCGAGGUCACGUGAUCAAACCAACGCCCUUAAGUGCAUGAGGAAAAAAAAAAACAACAAAACUCUAGAAUCCGGCAGAGGUGCUUGUGACACAUGUAAGCCGAUACACGCAGUCCCGCCUCACCUGUCCAAUUCAUAACUUUGAUUUUCUGUCACGGAUGUACAUACCGUCUUCUUAAUUUGUCCUGUUUAUAGUCAAGCGAGUAGUUUUAAAUUCGAAAUUUGCAGGCACGGGGUUUGGUGAUUUUUGUUUUGUUUUGUUUUGGGGUUUUUUGGGUAGGGGUGGGGAAUAGCUCUUAUUUUUUUGUAAACACACCCUUUCUUAUUUAUUGGUGUGUGUGUGAACGUGUUUAGCUCGACAUUAUGAUUAAGAUUUGGGUUAGGGUUGAGGCUUUGAUGAAGUCUUUAGUUUGGACAGAAUGACCGAGGACAAGCUUUGUAGAGCUAGCAACUCGGCUGUUUGCACAAACGUAGAACAGCAGUCGUCGAAGUCGGUGCCAAACAAAAGAAAAAAAAAGUGUUGCAUCCAGUUUCUGUCCGGCUCGUUGGCUCCACUUUCGUCCUUCUCCAGUCAUCCAUUCUCAAAGCUUUCAACGCUUCUCGGCUGGCAGACGACCUGCGGCGCCGUGUAAUUUAUUAGUGGGAUUACUUAUGUCAUUUGGAAACACAUGCUUUAUUUUUUGAAAAUAGGGUUUUGUUAAGAUAAUGAGAUCAAUAUUGAUAACUAACAUACUUUUUGUUUCUAAUUUGACAAUGUAAACAAGUUCUGCUUUGCAGAAAUCGCAGCAGCAGGUAGACUAUGCCAAACUUUGUCUAAGACAGUUAUAGGGAGAGUUUUUGUUCAACGGUCUGGUGUAGGAUCACCUUCAAUGCGGCUUAGUUCCGCCUCUUUGUGCUUUAUGCUUUUGGCAUUUUCACAAGUGUUUUUAUUAUUCGAGUUCGAGUUUUGUUUGUUUGUUUUUGUUUUUGUCUUAAUCUCUCUCUUUCUCUGUGCAUCUACUGGACAAUGUAUUCAAAAGAUUCAAGGUGCUUGGGCUCAGAUUAAUCUUGUGCAUUUAUUGAUUUGUAUCAUGGUUGCAGGUUUAGGACCUGAAAACCGUUUGCAAGCUUUUUUUUUUUUUUUUUGUCCUUUGCGGUUAAAUGGUAGCAAAGAAGCUUUGGGUCAAAAGGUACAAUUACCAAGAAAAAUGUGAUUAUUGUUGUGCUUCUGAAGGAAGUGUGCAUGCGUUCAUUGUGCUUGAGCCGCCAUCUUGUAUCGUGGUUGUCUUCUAGCAAACGUGUUGGUAAUGCAGACGUGUCUCGCCUUAUCAUCCCACCCCACACCUUCCGGGUGGUGGUCAAUAGAAACCCUCUUUAGUGUACGGAUGUUUGUGAGCGCAAGUGUGUUUACGUUGCCGCCUUCUGUUGCCACAGCAGUCUGUUUGGAGGCUCGAGACUUGGCUGGCAACCCCGUAAAUUUCCAUCUGGCAGUUCCGGUCUGCGCGCGCAUCAACUGUUCUGUCGUGACCCUGUGCACGACAGACAUAAAACUGUUUAAAACCUGACAUUUGUGACUGUUUUUUUUUUUUUUUUGUUUUUUUUUUUUUUAAUUUAACUGGUUUGGGGAAUUCACAGACUGUGAAGAUUGGUCUAGUUUUGAGCUUAAAAAUUGAAACCACGCGAUGGGAUUGGCUGCACUGGGGUAAUGACGUCACGAUGUAUUUCCGGUUCCGGCACUGCUUGUGGUUUACGUUAUCGGUAAAUAGACCUUGAUACACUUUUUGAAAAAAAAAUGAAUCAACUGAUUUGGAACUCUCUGCUCAUGGUGUCUGCCUUCGUAUACUUAUCAGUGUUCAUGCACUGCCCUGUUGCCAAGGGUGUCCAGUGUUUGUUCCAGCCUUCCACCUUCCUUGUCUUUUGAAAAAAAAAAAAGAAAUGAUGGAUUUGUUUGUAUGAUCAAUCAUUUGUACAGGCGCUUGUAAGGACGUGAGUACUAUAUUGGUUGCUAUUUUUGUUUUAUUGAAUGAUGUAAAAAAACUGAUUAAAUCUCUCAUGCGAAAUACAAUACCACAGGGAUAA
Pomacea canaliculata is the source of this 10635-nucleotide messenger RNA. Its product is annotated as mitogen-activated protein kinase kinase kinase kinase 5-like. The record is from RefSeq and is a predicted model, not a curated record. Gene Ontology annotation, molecular function: MAP kinase kinase kinase kinase activity; ATP binding. Gene Ontology annotation, biological process: protein phosphorylation. NCBI's taxonomy places the organism in Eukaryota, Metazoa, Mollusca, Gastropoda, Architaenioglossa, Ampullariidae.